AUGGCAGUCUCUAUCGAGCUGGCGCAAUUCCCUCGCGAUAUCGAGGCAAUCCAUACCUUGUUCUCUGGAUACGCGGCAUCAUUGGGUAUCGACCUCACCUUUCAGUCAUUUCAGAACGAGCUUGAUUCUUUACCGGGAAAAUAUGACGAAUCCCAAGGGGGGGCCUUGUUGAUUGCUCGAGCACACCGAGACAGUCGACAAGACGAAAUCGUUUCUGGUUUCUCCACAUCCAAUCCGCCAACCCCACAUGCCCCUGUCAUAGGGUGCGUGGCGCUCCGGCGGAGCUCCAACAACUGGUGUGAGAUGAAACGCCUAUAUGUCCUCCCUGCAGCAAGAGGUUUACGGCUUGGCGAUAAACUCGUGGUCGCCAUCCUCGAGAAAGCAAAAAGCUUGGGUUACAGUGGUAUUCGGCUCGAUACGCUGCCAGAUAUGAUCGCGGCUCAGCGCCUUUAUCGUCGGCAUGGGUUUGUGGAGAUCGACUCGUAUUAUGAUACACCCAUCGAGGCUACAAUAUUUAUGGGUUGUGAAUUCAGUCGUUUAUCUUAA
This is a messenger RNA of Penicillium longicatenatum, 546 nucleotides long. RefSeq names its product GNAT family N-acetyltransferase. The transcript has a single exon. The coding region runs from base 1 to 546 and encodes 181 amino acids. The record is from RefSeq and is a predicted model, not a curated record. NCBI's taxonomy places the organism in Eukaryota, Fungi, Ascomycota, Eurotiomycetes, Eurotiales, Aspergillaceae. Gene Ontology annotation, molecular function: acyltransferase activity, transferring groups other than amino-acyl groups.